Molecule: messenger RNA, 2877 nt
Organism: Brassica rapa (field mustard)
Lineage: Eukaryota; Viridiplantae; Streptophyta; Magnoliopsida; Brassicales; Brassicaceae
Gene: FCA
Product: flowering time control protein FCA
Molecular function (GO): protein binding; RNA binding
Source: RefSeq, a predicted model, not a curated record
AAUCGCAAAGUACGUUUCGCUACUUCCAGCAAACCACCAUUGAUCUUAAUCUCAUCUCCAAUUCACAAAUCCAAUUUCUCUAGGGUUUGAUUUCUUCGACUCGAAUUGCAUUUCUACCCGAAUUUCCCCAAUUCGUCAAGCUGGAUAGGCACCGAGGGGAUCGCCACGAGAGUGGCGCUUACGACGAUUCCUACCGUAACCACCGAGCUCACCCCAGAGGUCCCCCUCGUCUCUCAGAUUCACCCUCCAUGUCACGUUUCGACGAGGAUGACGAAGCUUUCACCCGCCGUCGUCGCCGUGGAGACAGCCCUAGCAAUUAUCAAGUUGGAAUUGGGGGAAGAGGAGGUGGCGAUCGACGCUGGGAAGAUGACAGCCCUAUGGAUCGUAAUGUUCACAGAGAAGGCGUUAGAGGAGGAAGUUGCCAGCCGAUGAACGCUCCUCCAGGGAGAGUAGAUUUUCAGCCUAUGGGUUAUGGCUUCGACGGAGGUUUUCCGCCGAUGAGUCGCGACGGAGCUGGCAGAGGAGGAUUUCGGCCUAACGUGCCAGUGAAUUUUCCGCCAUCGGGAAGUCCAGAUGCAGGGGGAUAUUCCGGCGGCAGGGGAUUUCAAUCAACGGGGCCUGAUUACUCUGUGAGAUUGACUUCACCGCCGAUCCAGCAGCCUCUUUCCGGUCAGAAAAGAGGCCGUCCUCUCUCGGAGCAGAGCAGCUUUACUGGAACUGAUUUUACUGAUCGUAGCAGUAUGGUGAAGCUUUUUGUUGGCUCUGUACCAAGGACAGCUACAGAGGAAGAAGUCCGUCCCUUUUUCGAACAACAUGGAAAUGUUCUUGAGGUUGCUUUUAUCAAGGACAAGAGAACAGGGCAGCAGCAAGGCUGUUGUUUUGUAAAAUAUGCAACUUCUGAAGAUGCGGAUAGAGCUAUUAGAGCAUUGCACAAUCAGAUCACUCUUCCUGGGGGAACUGGCCUUGUUCAAGUUCGAUAUGCUGAUGGGGAGAGAGAACGCAUAGGUGCGGUAGAGUUUAAGCUUUUUGUUGGUUCCUUAAACAAGCAAGCCACUGAAAACGAGGUUGAGGAGCUCUUUUUGCAAUUUGGUCGCGUGGAGGAUGUCUAUCUCAUGCGUGAUGAAUAUAGACAGAGUCGUGGAUGCGGGUUUGUUAAAUAUUCAAGCAAAGAGACGGCCAUGGCAGCUAUCGAUGGUCUCAAUGGAACUUAUACCAUGAGAGGUUGCAAUCAGCCGUUGAUUGUUCGGUUUGCUGAUCCAAAGAGGCCUAAACCGGGGGAGUCAAGGGAAGUGGCACAUCCUGUUGGACUUGGUUCAGGGCCUCGUUUUCAAGCUUCAGGACCAAGGCCUACAACUAACCUUGGUGACCUUAGUGUGGAUGUAAGCCACACAAAUCCUUGGCGUCCUAUGAAUUCACCAAACAUGGGGCCACCUGGUAACACUGGGAUCCGUGGUACCGGAAGUGACUUGGCUCCUAGGCCAGGUCAAGCCACAUUACCUUCAAAUCAGGGAGGUCCAUUGGGUGGUUAUGUUGUUCCUGCCAUUAAUCCUCUACCAGUUUCAUCCUCUGCCACAUCGCAACAGCAAAACCGGGGAGCUGGCCAGCAUAUGUCACCAUUACAAAAACCUCUUCACAGUCCACAGGAUGUGCCCCUUCGACCACAAACUAAUUUCCCUGGGGCCCAAGCAUCCUUGCAGAAUCCUUAUGGUUAUAGCAGCCAGUUGCCUACUUCUCAGCUGCGGCCACAACAAAACGUCACUCCUGCAACAGCUCCUCAAGCUCCUUUGAACAUCAACCUACGGCCAACACCUGUAUCUUCUGCAACUGAUCAAUUGCGCCCUCGUGCUCAGCAGCCACCGCCACAAAAGAUGCAACAUCCUCCUUCUGAGCUAGUUCAGCUCUUGUCACAACAGACUCAGACUCUACAAGCAACCUUCCAAUCAUCUCAGCAAGCAUUUUCUCAACUGCAGCAGCAGGUGCAGUCCAUGCAGCAACCAAACCAAAAUUUACCAGGCUCACAGACUGGCCAUGGUAAACAGCAGUGGGCUGGAUCUGCAAUUCCGACAGUUGUUAGCACCACUGCUUCUACACCAGUUAGCUAUAUGCAAACAGCUGCACCUGCAGCAACUCAGAGUGUUGUUUCUCGCAAAUGUAACUGGACCGAGCAUACCUCGCCUGAUGGAUUUAAGUAUUAUUACAACGGUCAAACCGGUGAAAGCAAGUGGGAAAAACCUGAGGAAAUGGUAGUGUUCGAACGUCAGCAACAGCAGCCAACUAUACAGCAGCCCCAGACCCAAUCACAGCAGGCUCUUUAUUCCCAGCCGAUGCAGCAACAACCACAACAGGUUCACCAGCAAUAUCAGGGCCAACAUGUACAGCAGCCUAUUCAUUCUUCAGUGUAUCCAACUCCAGGGGUCAGCCAGAAUGCUCAGUAUCCGCCGCCAUUGGGAGUAAGUCAAAAUAGCCAGUUUCCUAUGUCAGGCACCGGUCAAAAUGCUCAGGAAUUUGGGCGGACAGAUACACCAGUGGGGGCUGCUUCCAUCAAUAAUCCGUCACGAACUCAACAGGUACAUGAAAGGAGGAGCUGAAAUCUUUCAGUAACUAGACAUAGAAAGGUGUGUAACUAAUUAUUAGUCAAGCAGAGGAAAAGCAGCAACGUCAGUGUUCUUGGUCUCUUAGUUUUAGUUUACCCCUUCAGGUAUAAUAGAUGGGCGAUUCGCCUACCUUCUGAAUUCUAUCUUUUCUCUAAUCAGAGAUUUCUUCUUCUUUUUUUUAAUUCCUAGAGUUGACAGUCAAUCCCGUCUGUUGUAACAUAGAUAGCACAAGUCAUGUCACAUGUAGUGUUAGUAUUAUUAUAUAUAUCUAACAAUACUAAAA